AUGGUCGGGGCAUGUUUACUUCAUAUAAUCGGUUACUAUUUCGUCAGAUGGUCGAAAAGUUUUAUUCUGAUAAUUUCCGUGGAACGUGAAGACAGUUCAGCAUUCUACAAUGAUGUAUUGGAUCGAACAUUUGCCAAUUGGAAACAAUACUCCCUGCAAAUAGUUAAUGUGCAUAGGGGGCAAAAGCGGCGGGUGCGUGGUACAAGAGACUACAAUAUGGUGUUGAUAGAUUCAUAUGAAAGCUUUGUAUCCGCCGACUUAGUUGCCCACACUAAGAAUAAUAAUCACAAUGAAUACUAUUAUAUAUUCCUUAAGAGAUCCGAUGCAAUGUUGUGGCCGGUUAUGCAACAAAUCUUUGAAUAUUGUUGGCAGAAUCACUUGAUCAAUUGUGUGAUUCAAAUACAAACGGAUCGGGGGGAGUUGCAAUUGUACACCUAUUACCCGUUUACACGUUGGCAGUGUGGCAAAGCUCAAAUUGUUCGGAUAACUGGAUUGAAUGCAUCCGGAAAGAUGAGCAGGGAGAUGUUGUUUCCCAGCAAAUUGAAAAACUUUUAUGGUUGUCCACUGAGGGUGGCAAUCUGGCAUAUACCGCCGUUUAUGUCGCUUUCAACCGAUGCUGAGGGGAAUGUCCAACUGGAUGGUGGUUGUGAAAGUAGAUUGUUAAAGAUGCUCAGUGAUCGUUACAAUUUUAGCCUUGAUCUCAGAGUGUUCGAUGACGAUACUCGUGGCAAUGUAUUUCCAAAUGGAUCGACAACGGGUGUUCUUAAAAUGUUAAAUGAUCGUGAAUUGGAUUUUGGAAUAGGCUCAUAUCAUCAAAAUGCUUUACGAAAUUCCGUGGCUACAUCAACUGUCAAUUACUACCAAUCCAUAAUAUCUGUUGUCAUGCUGCGAAGUGCCUUGCGUCUAAGUGACUCAAAAGCGUUAAUCUAUCCCUUUCAACCAAAUACCUGGCUUAUUUUGUUUGUCGUCACAAUUGCCGUUAUCUUGGGAGUGUACAUUUUUCGCCACAUACGUCAUACGACCGUGGUGAAACCAUUUACCGAUGUCUUUAUCAGUAUGCUGGGUAUGCCUUUUGUGCACAUGCCGCCCUUCAAGGAGCUGCGUGUCUUUGCCUUGUCAUGGAUAUUCUUUACACUGAUCAUUCGCAGUGCCUACUUGGGGUUUCUUUUUCACAUAAUACGAUCCCACUUGCUCUCAAAUCCUCCCACCGAUUUGAAUACUCUAAUUAGUCGUAAUUUUGGAAUAAUUGUUAGCGAACGUGUCAAUCAUAUAAUUGCAAAUAUUUCAGAACUUAAGCAACUUAACCAUACGAUAUUGCAAAAGAAACCCGAAACGUAUACAUUGGAGUAUCUGUUGAACCUGCCCCCAGAAGAGGGGAAUCAUGUGAUGGGCAUAUCUGCCGUGGAUUUUCUACAAUAUCAAAUACGGGCCCGGCGAUUGAGAGAUGUUGUGAAAAUUAUGCCCUACGACUUGUUGGGUUUCAAGAUCUGCAUCUAUUUGGCCAAACAUUCCUAUCUGAGUGAUCAAUUCAAUGAGCUGCUAAUAUGGGUACGUGACUCUGGGCUAAUUGAAUAUUGGAAGAAAACUCAAUUGGAUUCGGGUUAUGUGAAUGGUAAAUGGCAAGCCGAGGAUGAGCUAUUCGAUAUGGCAGAACUGAAAACCGCAUUUAUGGCUGUAGGCAUUGGUGAUGUCAUAGCCAUUUUGAUAUUUCUCGUUGAGGUAUUUUAUCACAAGUAUUUCGAUCAUGACGAUGACAAUGAUGUGCUUGUAUAUCUCUACACGAAUAUUCUCAAAUAUCAUCUCUACAUCGAGGGUUCCUAUUUCAUUGCGCUCUACACUUGGCCCCUGCCCAAUCAUUACUACAACGACUUGUACACCUCGUCACAGCUGUGUCUGGAUGCUGGCAUCGCCCAUGCUAACAUUCUCGUCUAUGCUGGUCAAAAUAGCAUCCUACUCUUUCACGAUCUGCCCUUUACCAAGUUCCAUUGUAUGGCCAAUGUACCGGUAAUUGAUAAUAAAUUCGCCAAUGGCCACUGGGAGCAUACGAAAUUUUAUGUUGCCAAGGCAAAUAAUUUGUAUGGUUGUCCGUUGGUUUGUGCCACCUGGGAGGAUAUGCCAUAUUUUGAGGUCUUGCCAGAAUCCAAGACCCCCUCAAGGGAUCAUUAUCGAGGUCUUGAGGGAAGAAGUCGAAUGAAUUUUACCGUUAAAAUGCGUUGGAUGACAGAGUCGGAAAUUAAUCGAACGGUUUAUGAUGAAAGGGGCAUGUUGAAGGAGCUCUUCGACGAAGGAGCAGAUUUUGUCCUUGGUGGCUUUCACUAUAAACCCACCUCGUUUUUCGACAUCUAUACCCCCACCACUACCUACUAUAUGAGCACUUACUAUUUUGUAAUUUCGGCCAACACCGAGCCCUAUGAUCCGUUUGUCAAGCUGCUGCUGCCAUUUCGCAUUAAAGUUUGGUUGGUACUCAUCCUGAUGUUGGUGAUUGGAAAUGUCAUUGUUUUUGCGGCCAUACAAACCAAUUGUCAAUUAAAAUACUUACUCUUUGGAAGGAAGCCUCAAAGGCCCCUGUACAAUACAUUUGUAAUAAGUUUGGGUGGGCCGAUAUCCAGAGAUCCAAAAAUACCAUUUGCCCGAUUUCUGCUCAUCGUAUGGCUGCUGACGUCAUUUGUGCUGCGUACUCUGUAUCAGGGUCUGAUGUUUCAUUUUCUGAGGCACGAUUAUCACAAACUGCCACCGAAGACCAUAAAUCAGUUGCGCCGAGAAAAUUACACGAUUUUGAUGCCGGAAUACAUUUACAACGGAGUAGAACAUCUCAAAAAGCUACAUGAAAAGGCCCUAAUUAUGAAUGGCAGUGAACUGGAGAGUUUCCCCAUGUUAAAUCACCCGGAAAAAUAUGGUUACGAGAAACUUGCCGUUCUGACAAAUCACGAACGUUUUGGGUACUUUAAAUGGUUUCAACGUAACAAUCAAGCCUAUUAUUUGGUGCCAGAGGUCCUAUUUACCCAGAGGUUAAGUAUUUAUAUGAUGAAAAAUUCCAUUUUCUUGAAUCGUUUCAAUAUGUACAUCAAGAGCUAUAUCAAUGAGGGUUUGAUGCACCGCUGGGAGAAGUAUUUGUUGACGAAAAAUACAUUUCGUAAAGUGAGGUCAGAUGAUCAACCCAAGGCCAUGGGUAUAAAUGAGCUGUAUGGUGCCUUGGAUAUAUUGCUGAUUUGUUUGGCGGGAUGUAUUUUGGUGUUUGUGGGAGAAAUUUGUGUCUAUCGAAUGGGUUGUUGGUGGAAGAGGCUUCGAAGGAGGUGGCGAAGGCGUCAAAUGAAAUAUCAAUGGGUAGAUUAA
Messenger RNA from Musca domestica (house fly), 3333 nucleotides. RefSeq lists its product as uncharacterized. The coding region runs from base 1 to 3333 and encodes 1110 amino acids. The record is from RefSeq and is a predicted model, not a curated record. Lineage: Eukaryota; Metazoa; Arthropoda; Insecta; Diptera; Muscidae. Gene Ontology annotation, molecular function: glutamate-gated receptor activity. Gene Ontology annotation, cellular component: membrane. The transcript has 5 exons.